Prunus avium (sweet cherry) is the source of this 1630-nucleotide messenger RNA. RefSeq names its product F-box/FBD/LRR-repeat protein At1g13570-like. Gene Ontology annotation, molecular function: protein binding. The record is from RefSeq and is a predicted model, not a curated record. Lineage: Eukaryota; Viridiplantae; Streptophyta; Magnoliopsida; Rosales; Rosaceae.
UUUAUUUGUUAAGGAAUUAAUUACUCAUUUCUUGUUUUUACACAGAUGUAUUUGGAUUUUAAUAUUUGAUAUCAGUUGCAGUAGCAUGUUAGCUCAUCCAUAAAAAUGAUGACACUCGAACCAUAAACAGCCGCCGAUCACUCUGUUUUGCCGGUUGGAGAGAUAUCAACUUCCAACUGCACUUCUAGUUUCAGAGAGCUGCUUGUGAAAGCACUAAUUUACAAAUCUUCCAUCAGAGUUACUUCUCAAGAAUCAUUCUUCUGCCACUGUGUGAGAUGGGAACGCAUAAGAAUAGAGAUAGGAUUAGCUAUCUGCCUUGGGAUGUAUUGGACAACAUCCUCGUUCGCUUGCCUUUAAAAGAAGUUGUGAGGACUAGUAUCUUAUCCAGUAACUGGAGACAUAAAUGGACUGGCAUUUCACAGUUUGUUCUUCAUGACAAAUGCAUACCAAAACGGAUAUCGGACAAGGUGGCAAGAUGGGGAUCCGUUAUGGAAAUCAUCCGUCAAGUUCAGUUAUGUCACGACGGUGCUAUAGAGAAGUUUAAGCUUGCUGCUUAUUGCCGGCCAGACCAUUCUGAUUUAGACCAGUGGAUUCGUUUUUUAACAAGCAAAGGCCUCAAGGAGUUGAUCCUGCAGGAGUUUGACUCUAUAAAACGUUUCAACUUGCCAUUUUGUCUGUUCUCUAGUCCACUACUGAACCGGUUGGAGCUUUUUGGUUGUAGAUUCAAGCCAUCUUCUGCAGUCAUUGAAUUUAGGAGUCUCACAACCCUCCAGCUCAAUCAAGCUUGUAUAAGUGGUCAUAUGCUAGAGUGUUUAGUUAGCAAUUCCCCUGUUCUUGAAAGAUUGAUUUUGUUGGAUAUUGAUCAUCAAAUUGUUCUUCGAAUCCGCAACCCGAAUCUCAAGUAUCUGAAAGUAGAUUCCAACUUUGAUGAUAUAUUUCUUGAGCACAGUCCAUUACUGGCUACUGUUGACAUUGGCUUGAGGGUUGGGGUCGCACCCCGAUUCUUUGAUUCUGGAGCAGGCCAGUUGGUCAGGAUUAUUGGCUGUCUACAUGCUCUUAGGAAACUUACCCUAUCCAGUGCCUUCCUGAGGUUUCUGGGUAAUAUUACCGUACCAGACAGACUUCCUACUAUGCUUCAACAUCUGUCAGUUCUUGAACUCAAGGAUGUAAGGUUGGAUAGUAUGACAGAAGUGAUGGUUUGCCUCUGUAUUUUCAGAAGCGCUCCAAACUUAGAGAAACUGCUCCUUUCAGUUGCUGGUACAACUGCAUAUUCCAGACCUAGCGUGGAAUUUCUCAUCACACAGUCUUUGUCAAAUCUCUACUUUGAACAACUUAAAGAAGCAUCUAUAAGAGCUGUACAAGGCGUUAUACCUGAGUUGAUAUUGAUUCAGUUUUUAUUGGCUCGAUCGCCUGUGCUCGAAAAAAUGACUAUAGUGCAUUAUGGAAGUGAAAGGCUACCUGGAGAAUCGUUGCAGCAAUUUGUGCCAGCUUCAAAAGAUGUGAAAAUUUUCAACUUAUCAAUGUGAAAGUAGCUCCUCUUGUUACAUUCUAACUUUUCUUUUUGGUUCAACUUAUACUGGGCACCUUUCUUUUAGUAUAAAACAAGCUCUUCAAUAGUUUUGCUUAUUAA